AUAUAGCAAAUGCAUCUCUGACACCCGUUCAUGUGACAGUUGUAUAAGUGUGUUUGAUUUCGUAGUUGACGUAUUCAAUUUUUUGUUUAGGAGAAAAAAAGAAAGAUAUCGACUGUGGAAAUUGUCAGCAGAAAACAAAUAGCCUUUGCAGCUUUUGUAAAAAUUUGCCCGUGAUUGCAAACAAUGUCAGUGCCGAGAGAAUAUGAUAAGCCACCCCCGUACUCACCUACUCCUGGUUACAUGCCAGAAAAUGCUGCUACAAUUCAGCCGCCGCCGCCACCACCUCCGGGAUAUCAACCGUAUAUUAAUCAAGCUGCCCCCAUUCAGGGUAACUAUGUACCAACCUACGGAGCAACUACCAUCACAGUGCAGCCACAGGAAAUAAUAAUUGUAGGAGCGUGCCCUGCAUGCAGGAUUGGUGUACUUGAAGAUGACUACACAUGCCUCGGAAUAUUCUGUGCCAUUUUCUUCUUUCCACUAGGCAUACUUUGCUGUUUGGCUUUGAAGAACAGACGAUGUUCAAAUUGUGGAGCAUAUUUUGGUUGAGAAUCAUUGUUGUUUCUGGGAAAGCAUUCUAGUUAUGUGGAUCUUUUACAUAUGUAACAGAAGAGCAAUAUUGACGUUAAAGAAAGUGUUAUUAAUUUUCGUAGAUGAUUUUUUAUGUAUGUUACAAUAUCCACACUUGUGAAUUGCAAGUUGCCUUGUAGUGCAGUGUAUCUACAUACUAAUUUCUUUAAGAAGUAAGUGUACUGUGAGAUGAAUUCUCAUUUGUGUAAUAAAAUGUGACAUAUUUUUAUAGCUCGAGUUACAAAGUAAAGCAUACCUUUAUAUUUUUGUGGGCCACUUGUUGUUUAGACAUUUUGGAGUCGUUGCAUAAAUAUGCUUAAGAGAGUCUAAAAUUCCAUGACAGUGAAGAGUCAGUUUUCACUGCUACAUUAUUGAAAUACCAUUAUAAUAGCAGAAAGGUGGCAUUUUUGUAUGUCCUGUUAUUAAAUUGUGUAAUGAUUUUAAAGCAUUAUGUCAUCAUUAUUCACAGCUGUAUGGAAUGAGGAGGAUUGCUGAUUUUAAUGCAGUGGCUUGUCAUUCCUCAGAAUACAUGUAAAAUGUACUUAAUGUUAUUUUAAAGUAUGUUAAUUAAAAAUCUCUUAACUAUUACCAGAAGUGUAAUGAAGAAAUAUCUUGAAAUAUUAGCAACCAAAGAAUUUCUAUUAAACAAAUUAUAUUUAAAAAUAAUAAGUGCCUUUUUUAGUAACUGCAUUGACAUUUCAUGGUUGCUUAUUGGGGAGUGGAGCAUAAUUUCUUCCCACUAUCUGAUAGAUUUAAUUAACCAAUAUUAUAAGUAAUUGUUAAAACUGUUUGGCUACAAACUGCCAUUGCAGAAGAAUAAUUUGAGCUGCACAUAGUAAAAUUUCUAAAUGUAUAAGGCCACUUAAUAUCAAUACCAGUUGCAUCUUGGACCGUACAUUCCAACUCUUUCUCAUACAGAGACAAAAUGUCUUGUAAAAGAAUGUAGAACAACAAAAAGGAGGUUGUCAGAAAGAACACAACAGGGAAGAAAUAAAAUUGAUUGUUCUGACAGCAACCACCAGAUAAAUGGACUGUUUGUAAGUGGCUGAUUAAGGAGCUUCAGAUUGUGCACAGCACCAUUGAGACUUCCUUUAAAAUAACCACAGAUAAGGUAUUAUAAAAAAGAAAUUGAAAUAGUUAAGGGAGUGUGUAAAUUGAUUGUCAUACUCGUGUAUUAUAAUGAAUAAAAAGUGUUACAUUUGGGUGGUGGUGGUGGUAGUAGUAACCUUAAGCAGGCUAAUCUUUAAAUGAGUUCAAUGAAACGGAUAUACACAUUGAAAGCUGAUUUUCAAGUUUGGUUUCCUUUUCUAUACUGUGCAGACUAAGCAGAACUUUUAAAACAAAUGAAUUAUUUAUAGAAGCUGUAUGUUGUGUUCUGUGCUCCUAAUUGCUUCUAAAAAUUUCACUUACAUAUAUCACUGUAAUGUACUGGUGAAACUGAUGAUUAUAAUAGUAACAGAAGCACCUAAAAUCAUGAAUACAAUAUGUUUGACUUGGCAACACUGCUUGUACAUACAAGUUACUGAAGUGCAAGAAAUUUGGUAGCAAUGCGCUUGUGGCUGUGUUUCAUAUUCAUGUAAGCUAAGCAUGUGAGGCAACUAGAAAGAUAUUUGGGGAAGUGUAUCAAAAACUUAUACGAUGAUUGUGCACGUGGACAGCAAUACUUCAGUAAAAAGCCAUGGAAGAAA
Schistocerca americana (American grasshopper) is the source of this 2255-nucleotide messenger RNA. Its product is annotated as brain protein I3. The record is from RefSeq and is a predicted model, not a curated record. Lineage: Eukaryota; Metazoa; Arthropoda; Insecta; Orthoptera; Acrididae. Bases 184 to 546 code for a protein of 120 amino acids. The transcript has 3 exons.